CAUUCUUAUCUUUAUUCUCCUUUAGUUUAUUUAUUUAGUUUACACCGAUAGUUUCAAUUCAUUAUGAAAUAUUUUCAACUAAUCAUCGCAAUAUCUUGCUCCUUUUGUUUUGGAGCAGUUCCAUUUCAAGGUGAAUAUCAAGAUGGUCUCCAAAAUUACAAUGAUUUCCAGAAUAUUUUGCUGGCAGAAGAUCUGGAUUCUCAUGCUGUUAUCCUACCCGCCGAUCUUAACAACGCGUUUCAAGACGAUCUGAUGAACGACGAGGUGUAUGAAGAUGAUUUGGAUAACUUAUUUCCCCUUCCCGUGGCAGAAAUAGAAUCUCCACAAGACGACAUUUAUGAAAGUCAAGACGACAUUGAUGAAUCCGAAAAUAAUGUUGAUGAUCUUUUACAGUUCUUAAACAGUGAUACCGGAGCUUUAGAUUUGUAUUAUUCAAAUUAUGAUGAUAGUUCAGAACUUUUGAAUGAUGAAGGGCUGGAACAGAUUUUGAAGAUGUUAGAUUACGAUGUUGAGUCUAAGGAUUACGAAUUUGCGGCGAAUUUGGAUAAAAAGAUCCCAGCGGAUAACACAAUUCUAGCGGACAUUCAAGAAACAUAUAAAGUGAUGACGAAUUUAAAUGAUGCUGAGAAUGAUAUUGACUAUUUCAACCUGGGAUUGGUUGUUGAUUCAAUCCCUGCUGAAGGGAUCAACGGGAUGGAAGGGAUCGACGGGAUGGAAGGGAUCAACGGGAUGGAAUGGAUUGACGGGAUGGAAGGGAUCGAAGGCGAUCUACUUGAUUAUAAUGAAAUUGAUAACAAGGCUGACCAAGUUCAUGAAAUUGAUUACACAUUUUAUGUGAAUACUGAAGAAAAAGAAGAGAUACGACAGGAUGUGUUAGGUCUACAAGAGGAGAAAACAGUUUUUUAUGAAAAUAUUGGAGAACAUUUUCAAAUUAUAAUGAUUUCACUUUACUUAGGAAUGUUUAUGGGUAUAAUACUUAUUGUGUUUGGAGUAUGUGUAUUAGUCACUAAGUUCUACGAGAUAAGUAAGAGUGUUUGGAUUUCAAGGCAUCAAACCCAUCAACCUGGCUGUCCUCAAGCAAAGGCGAAGAAUGUUCGAUUGUCUGGAAUUAUUAAAACCUACGCUAGGGUUCCUGUUGAAAUAAGGAAAAUGUUUAUCUAUAUACUGAUUAAACUUUAAAUAUCAAAUUUUUUC
This is a messenger RNA of Eurytemora carolleeae, 1194 nucleotides long. RefSeq lists its product as uncharacterized. The transcript has 10 exons. NCBI's taxonomy places the organism in Eukaryota, Metazoa, Arthropoda, Copepoda, Calanoida, Temoridae. The record is from RefSeq and is a predicted model, not a curated record. The coding region runs from base 64 to 1179 and encodes 371 amino acids.